AUGUCUUCACCUUCGAAAAGGCGCCAAACGCCGAGGCGGUCAGCGAGAAACUCGGAGGCGCCCAGGAGCAGCAGUCCCGUCCCAGGAGCUUCCCAGGGCUCGCAGGCUGGCGCGACACCCCGGGCUACUCGCCAAAGUCAACUAGCCUCGAGUCCUUUGUUCUAUCAGUCGUCGUCGCCUGCUAGGCGCGGCGGCAGCCGAAGCCAGGACAACGAUGUUUCGUCUCCUCUCCAACAUGAUACCCAGACGACUGGCAACGGUAUCUCUGAGGCGCCAAGCUCGCCCCUGAGGCAAAUGAGCGAUACUCAAUCUAUGGGUGAUCGCACCCCUCGUGCCAGUGGUGCACUUGCGGGCCAGUCCUCUCCCAUUCGAUAUGACCCUAGCUCCAGCCCUGGUCGCUCGUCGACGCGCCAACACUCUGACCUUCGUAGUGAGAGCAGCGGGCUUUUUGUUAGAGCCGGCCCUUCGAGCGGGCGCGCUUUCCGCGGAGAUAUCCAUUCAGACCUUAAUAUUGCCCGGACACCUCAACCGCCCAGGAGAGUCAUUCUCGAUGAUGUCGGCCGAGUCAUUCAGGAGGGCCCCUCGGAGACGAGCACUUUCGGCAAUAGGGAUCCUACAACUUCCGAGGCGGAUGUCCUCGGCGGGGCUGGCCACGGCGUUGUCUGGGGUACCACCGUCUCGAUCGAGGACUCGUUCAUGUCCUUCAAUGACUUCCUACGCAACUUCACCAAGAAGUACCAAAUGUACCGUGAUGGUCUGUCCGAUGAUGAGAUUAGGGCUUCCGCCGAUGCUAGUUCGAAACCCUACCUCGAAGCUCUGGAGACUAUGCUCUUGCUCGGCACUACGAGACUGUAUCUCGACGUUGGCGACCUGAAGCUCUACCCACCCACACGAAAACUGUAUCACCAGCUCAUUCUCUAUCCCCAGGAAAUCGUUCCUGUCAUGGAUCAGGCUGUGAAAGAUACGGUUCUUGAGCUCGCAACGAAAGGUGCGCUCAAGGAUCGUUCGCAAAGCAGCGCCGGCCAGUUGAACCCCAGCCAGAGCUCUGAACCAGUGUUCCCCAGCUCUGACCAUCCUGAGCCGACUCCCUCUUCCAGGGGGCUCCAUCCGUCCGUUGAGGAGCAGAUUGAAAAGACGACUUACGUUGUUCGGCCUUUCGGUCUUGAGAAGACGACCAAUUUGCGAGAGCUCAACCCCUCCGAUAUGGACCAUCUCAUCUCCAUCAAGGGUUUGGUUAUCCGAACGACUCCAGUUAUCCCAGAUAUGAGGGAUGCUUUUUUCAAAUGCAAUAUCUGCGGUCAUACAACCAAUGUCGAGCUUGAGCGUGGCAGGAUCAGGGAGCCGACGGAGUGUCCUCGCCAGAUCUGUGCCUCCAAGAAUUCGAUGCAGAUCGUCCACAACAGGUGCGAGUUUAGUGAUAAGCAGGUCAUCAAGCUUCAGGAGACACCGGAUAUGGUUCCUCCUGGCCAGACCCCUCACUCCGUUUCAGUCUGUGUAUACAACGAGUUGGUCGACUUCUGCAAAGCAGGUGACCGUGUCCAGAUCACUGGUGUUUUCAGGGCUAGCCCUGUGCGAGUUAACCCUCGCCAGAGAACUGUCAAGAGCGUCUUCAAGACCUAUGUAGAUGUCCUUCACAUCCAAAAGGUUGACAAGAACCGACUUGGUGUCGACCCGUCCACGCUGGCCGUCGAGGGCCAUGAGGCCGAAGAACAGGCUACCAGCAACGAAGAGAAUCUCAUCCCCGAGACCCGCAAGGUUACCCCGGAAGAGGAAGAAAAGAUCAAGCAGACAGCGGCUCGGGAGGACAUCUACGAGCUGCUGUCGCGGUCUUUGGCCCCCUCGAUUUACGAGAUGGACGACGUCAAGAAGGGUAUCCUUCUGCAGCUCUUUGGCGGCACCAACAAGUCGUUCGCCAAGGGCGGGAGCCCCCGCUACCGAGGUGACAUCAACGUUCUCCUGUGCGGUGACCCGUCUACGUCGAAGUCGCAGCUUCUCUCGUACGUCCACAAGAUUGCCCCCCGUGGUGUCUACACGAGUGGAAAGGGUUCUUCGGCCGUGGGUUUGACGGCGUAUGUCACUCGUGACCCCGAGACCCGACAGCUGGUCCUAGAGUCUGGUGCCCUCGUCCUGUCCGACGGAGGUGUCUGCUGCAUCGACGAGUUCGACAAAAUGUCCGAUGCCACGCGAUCCGUGCUCCACGAAGUGAUGGAACAGCAGACCGUUUCGGUUGCCAAGGCUGGCAUUAUCACUACCCUUAAUGCUAGGACUAGCAUCCUCGCAUCAGCCAACCCCAUUGGCAGUCGAUACAACCCCAAUCUCCCUGUACCGCAAAACAUUGAUCUGCCACCCACGUUGCUGUCUCGAUUUGACCUUGUCUACCUCAUUCUUGACCGCGUGGAUGAGAAGAAUGACAGGCGCCUUGCUAAGCAUCUGUUGUCCAUGUAUCUGGAGGAUACCCCUCAACAUGCUCCAUCCAACAAUGAAAUUCUGCCUAUCGAGUUCCUCACUUCCUACAUCUCCUACGCAAAGGCCAACAUCCACCCCACCAUCGAGCCCGAAGCCGCUCGAGAGUUAUCCGACUGCUACGUGGAGAUGCGCAAGCUCGGCCAGGACGUCCGCGCCUCUGAGAAGCGCAUCACGGCGACGACGCGUCAACUCGAGAGCAUGAUCCGCCUCUCAGAAGCGCACGCCAAGAUGCGACUCUCCACGACCGUGACGCGCGCCGACGUGCGCGAAGCCUACCGCCUCAUCCGCUCGGCGCUCAAGACGGCGGCCACUGACGCCCAGGGCCGCAUCGACAUGAGCCUGCUGACGGAGGGCACUAGCGCGGCGGACAGGCGCAUGAAGGAGGAGCUGAAGGCGGCGGUGUUGAAGGUGCUGGACGAGAUGACGGCGGGUGGACAGACAGUCAAGUGGAACGAUGUGGCGAGGAGGGUGGCGGAGGGCUCGAGCGUUCCAGUUGAGAAUGCCGACUUUGCUGAGUCGAUGAGGGUGUUGGAUAUGGAGGGGUUGAUUGUCGUGACGGGUGAUGGGGCGAGGAGGUCGGUGAGGAGGGUUACGGGUGUUGCUUGA
Scedosporium apiospermum is the source of this 3072-nucleotide messenger RNA. RefSeq names its product DNA replication licensing factor mcm4. Gene Ontology annotation, biological process: double-strand break repair via break-induced replication; DNA strand elongation involved in DNA replication; DNA replication. Bases 1 to 3072 code for a protein of 1023 amino acids. The transcript is spliced from 3 exons. NCBI's taxonomy places the organism in Eukaryota, Fungi, Ascomycota, Sordariomycetes, Microascales, Microascaceae. The record is from RefSeq and is a predicted model, not a curated record. Gene Ontology annotation, molecular function: single-stranded DNA binding; ATP binding; single-stranded DNA helicase activity. Gene Ontology annotation, cellular component: nucleus; MCM complex.